Capronia epimyces CBS 606.96 is the source of this 771-nucleotide messenger RNA. RefSeq lists its product as uncharacterized. Gene Ontology annotation, molecular function: hydrolase activity, acting on carbon-nitrogen (but not peptide) bonds. Bases 1 to 771 code for a protein of 256 amino acids. Gene Ontology annotation, biological process: carbohydrate metabolic process. Lineage: Eukaryota; Fungi; Ascomycota; Eurotiomycetes; Chaetothyriales; Herpotrichiellaceae. The transcript has a single exon. The record is from RefSeq and is a predicted model, not a curated record. Gene Ontology annotation, cellular component: membrane.
AUGCCGUUCACGACCAUCCUGCCCGUCGUCUUCUCCUGCUUUGGCCUUUGCUUCCUUGUGCUGCUCUACGUCAUCUACAAGCCCCCCUCAUGGCUGAUCGACCAGCUCCAACGUCGCUGGCCUGAUGUCCUCUUCCAGGUCUCGACCACUAGCAGACAGAAGAUGGUGGCGCUGACGAUUGACGACGGCCCAUCCGCGUCGACGGCCGAGAUCCAAGCCAUCCUCGACGGCCACGGCGCCAAAGCCACUUUCUUCCUCAUCGGCUCUCACAUGCCGGGCCGUGAAGAGACGUUGCGGGAGCUGGUUCGCAGCGGACACGAACUGGCCAACCACGCGAUGCGCGAUGAACCGUCUCGCGCCCUCCCGGCCGCCGAAUUGAGUGGCCAGAUCCGCCGGGUCGAUACACAGCUCCAAGAGAUCUACGAUUCCAACCGGGCCGGGAGCGGGAGCCGGCUCCAGCAGCCUAGUAGUAGAUCCAGAUCCAGAUACUUCCGCCCCGGUAGCGGCUUCUUCAGCACGUCGAUGCGGAAAGUCGUGGCCGACUCCGGUGGCCGCAUCGUGCUGGGCAGCAUCUACCCGCACGACGCCCAGAUUCCCUUCUGGAAGCUCAAUGCCCGCCAUAUCCUCAGCAUGCUGAGACCCGGCGCUAUCAUCGUCUGCCAUGACAGGAGCUGGACCGCCCCGAUGCUGAGAGCGGUACUGCCUGAGCUGAGGACAAGAGGCUACCACGUCGUCACUGUGACGGAGCUGCUCAACGCUACUGAUGGCUGA